Messenger RNA from Colletotrichum higginsianum IMI 349063, 7611 nucleotides. Its product is annotated as Polyketide synthase. The transcript is spliced from 8 exons. Lineage: Eukaryota; Fungi; Ascomycota; Sordariomycetes; Glomerellales; Glomerellaceae. The record is from RefSeq and is a predicted model, not a curated record. Gene Ontology annotation, molecular function: fatty acid synthase activity; oxidoreductase activity; phosphopantetheine binding. Bases 1 to 7611 code for a protein of 2536 amino acids. Gene Ontology annotation, biological process: fatty acid biosynthetic process; secondary metabolite biosynthetic process.
AUGACAGGUUCGAACACUCCUUCUGCAGUCCUAAACCACAUCUCCCUCCUCAACAACAAAAUGUCAGUACCUGAGCCGAUAGCAAUCUGCGGGAUAGGCCUGCGGCUACCAGGCGGCAUCGACACACCGACCUCACUGUACAACUUUCUCGUUAACCGUAAAGAUGCACGUUCCAAACCGGACAAGCCCCGGUACAGCUCGCAAACGCACCAUUUCACGGAGAGCGGGACAACGCGGCCCUUGCCAACUGAGGAAGGCUACUGGUUGACGCACGACGAUGUGACAAAGUUCGAUCCGUCAAUGUUUUCCAUGAAUCCGAAGGAGCUGUCAAAACUCGACCCGCAGCAACGGCUUCUUCUGCAGGUUGUCUGGGAGGCUCUGGAGAGCGCCGCGGAGACGGAUUGGCAGGGCCAGAGGAUAGGAUGCUAUGUGGGAAGCUUUGGCGACGACUGGCGGGAGAUGCACGCUGUCGACACGCAAGACGAUGGCAUGUAUCGUCUUACUGGCUACAUGGACUUUGUCCAGGCAAACCGGAUAUCCCAUGCAUUCGAUCUGAGAGGACCAAGCAUGACCGUCCGCACAGCUUGCUCGGCUGCCGGUCUCGCAGUUCAUCUCGCCUGUCAAGCAAUCCGUGCAGGAGAAUGCGACUCGGCCGUGGUCGCGGGCUCAAACCUGAUGCUCUCGCCGGGCUUCACCAAGCUCAUGGCCGAGCAGAGCGUGUUGUCGCCCGACGCGUCGUGCAAGACGUUCGACGCCGGCGCCAACGGGUAUGCGCGCGCAGAGGCCGUCAACUGCCUCUUCGUCAAGAGGCUUCACUGCGCGAUCCGCGACGGCAACCCGAUCCGGGCCGUGAUCCGCGGGUCCGCGACCAACUCGGACGGCAAGACGCUCGGCCUGACGACUCCGAGCGCGCAGGCCCAGCAGCAGCUGAUUCGCGACGCCUAUCGCCAGGCCGGGAUCCCCGAGAGCGACAUGUGGCAGACUGCCAUGGUCGAGUGCCACGGGACGGGAACUGCCGUGGGUGAUACGAUCGAGGCAUGCACUGUCGGGACCGUGUUUGGGGAGAAAGGAAUGCUGAUCGGCUCGGUGAAACCCAAUCUGGGCCAUUCAGAGGCCGCCUCAGCCAUUACGAGCAUAGUAAAGGCGGUCCUGUCUCUCGAGACUCGGACAAUCAUACCCAAUAUCAAGUUUGAGAAUCCCAGUAUUAGCAUCCUGUUUGAUACAUCUGGCUUGAAAGUGCCAACAGAGCCCCUACCUUGGCCCGAAGAUCGGGCAGAACGGAUAGGGGUCAACAGCUUCGGAAUAGGCGGCACAAAUGUCCACAUCAUCAUCGACUCUUCUGCAUCUGUGGCGUAUCCUACGGCAGUCCGAGGGCCUGGAAAUGUCGAUACGCCGCCGCCCUCGCCUCCGCUGCGGAGGGAAUCGGCAACCCUGUUGCUGUUCUCCGCUUCCAACGAGGAAUCCUUGAAGAAGGCGGUUCGCGGCUAUCAAAACAUCAUCCAAGCUAACCCGCUCAAGCUUGAGGCUUUGGCUCACACUCUUACCCAUCGGCGGUCACAUCUCGCCUACCGAACGUUUGCCGUCGUCGCCGGCGAGUCUGGCAACAUGGCUCCGGAAUUCCCUCCAGCGCCCACUUUCCGACCGAAAUCGGAAAGCAAAGAUAUCACAUUCGUCUUCACCGGUCAAGGCGCGCAGUGGGCUCGGAUGGGUUCCCAUCUGAUGAAGGCGAGCAAGGAGUUCCUGCAGGACAUUCGGGAGAUGGAUGCAGCGUUGAAGUGCCUCCCGAGGGAACAUCAACCAGCUUGGGAGAUCAGCCGCGAGCUUAUGAGAGCUGACGCAGGCUCUCGUCUUGGGGAGGCCGAGUUCGCACAGCCAGUGUGUACUGCGCUCCAGGUUGCUCUCGUUCGACAUCUCGCUAGAUAUGGUGUCAGUCCAAAAGCGGUAGUCGGACAUUCCAGUGGCGAGAUCGCGGCAGCAUAUGCCGCUGGGACUCUGACGAUCAAGGAAGCCAUCAUCGUCGCCUACUAUCGUGGCUACAUGGCCAAGAAGCUGGAGAAACGUGGAGCAAUGGCCGCAGUCGGACUCGGCAGAGACCAGGUAACCCGUUUCCUGACGACCGGAGUCGUCAUCGCCUGCGAGAACAGCAACUCCAGCGUGACCCUUUCAGGAGAUUUGGACGUACUCAGGGCGGUUUGCGAGGAUAUCCAUGCUGCCAAGCCAGACGCUUUGGUCCGAAUCCUGAAAGUCGACAAGGCUUAUCAUUCUCGUGAGUACCAAAGUUGUCUUAUGAUGAUCCAACACGUGUUUUCUAACAUUCCCUCUUUGGUAGAUCAUAUGAAAUCCAUCGGUGCAGAGUACCAAGCUCUACUGAAAUCACAUCUGAAUCCCAAGUCACCGAAAAUCUCAUUCUACUCAAGCGUCUCACCCCACACACCUCUGCGCGGUGCAGACUUUGGCCCCGAGUAUUGGCAACGCAACUUGGAGUCCCCAGUAUUGUUUCGCCAGGCCGUGACGAGGCUCCUGCAAACCUCUUCGACGUCUUUGCUUCUGGAAGUCGGUCCGCACUCGGCACUCGCCGGCCCUCUGAAGCAGAUCUGCUCCGAGAACUCAAUCUCCCCACCCUACGUCGCCGCACAGAAACGCGGCUUGAACAGCGCCGCUUCUUUCCUCGCGGCUGUCGGCGAGCUCCAUUGCCGUGGUGCCGCCGUCGACUUUCCCGUCAUGGACGGCGUCCGCCCCUUGACGGACCUGCCGCGGUAUCCAUGGAACCUGAGCAAGACGUAUUGGCCUGAUUCUCGGAUCACAAAUCUCUGGCAGUUCCCCGAGUAUCCACCCCAUGAGCUUCUCGGACACCGUGCAUUGGAAACGGGCAAUGCGGAACCAAGUUGGCGGUGUUGUCUCUCGCUCGACAAAGUCCCCUGGAUCAAAGAUCACCAAGUCGGUUCAGAUAUCGUUUUUCCCGCAGCUGGCUACGUAGCCAUGGCGGGAGAGGCUGUUCGACAACUGACCGAGCACACCGGCUUCACGAUACGCGAGAUGCGUAUCAUGAAUGCGUUGGUAAUCUCACCUGGGAAGGCGGUCGAACUUCUCACGUCGUUUCGACGACAGCGGUUGACGCACAACGAUGUGUCAGAGUGGUGGGAGCUCACAGUCCAGAGCUGUUCCUCCGCGGACACUUGGACGACACACUGCACAUGUCUCAUAAAAGGCGGAAACGACCUGGAGGUCAGAAACCUACCUGGCCUGCACAAGGCCUCGUUUUUGAGAGUCACCGAGCCUUCACGAUGGUACAAGCAAAUGUCCAGAGUGGGAUACAACUACGGCCCUCUGUUCCAGUGUAUGCAGAUGGUUCGUUCAAGUGUUACUUCUCCGGCAGUAGAGGUCGAGAUAUCAGACUGCAGAGUCGGCGGGUCUGCCGCCCAGUCCUACGCAAUACAUCCAACUACCAUCGACCACGUCUUCCAAUCGCUCGUGGUAGCAAAUAGCUCCGGGGAACCUCGCCAGCUCGACAAACUUUAUCUGCCUACCUAUGUCGAAGAAAUCACCAUCAAUGCCAAGACGGAAACUAGGGGCUGUCUAAUUCAGACAUUGAAAACUGGUAGAGAUGGCUAUUGUCAGGGAGAAUCCAUCGGAUUUGUGCCCGGGAAUCCAACCGGCCAGCCGUUGGUUCACAUGAAGGGUCUUCAGUUCUCACCUAUCGACAUCGUCGACUCUACCAAACACAGUCCGGACACUUCCAAGGUGACACACUUGGUCUGGAAGCCCGAUGUUGACUUGGCGGCAUCGACAGACCUGAUACAACCAACCUCCCCCGAUGACUUUUCUAAGUUCCACGGUCUUCUUGAAGAUCUCUUCAUACUCUGCGGUCUAGCUACCCUGCGAGAAGUUGGCGUAGCUGGCGUGUUGUCCGAGCAGACACAACCACACCUCAGGAAGCACUACCAGUGGCUGGAGAGUCACAUCGUCAGGUCAAGCAGAGCUUGGCCCGCUCUGACUACAGUGGAAAUCCAUAACAAGAUCAGAGAUAUUAGUCUGCAGCUUGAAAAAACACCAGCUUCGGCUGUGGCUACUCUCAUCAGCCGCUGCUACACCCACGCGCAGUCCCUCUUCUCCUCGGAUAUUGGACCUCUGGAAUUGUUCCUUCAGGACAACGCCCUCCAUGAGCUAUACGAUUGGAUGAACACCCUCUUCACUUACAAGCCCCUGCUUCAGCUUUUGUCGCACAAGCGAGGCCGACAUCUCAGGAUUCUCGAAAUCGGCGCCGGGACAGGAGGCCUAACUGCACGCAUCCUGAAGUGCCUGACGGAGUGUUUCGACGACGGCAAAGCGCUUGGGAAAUACGUCUUCACCGACGUCUCGUCCGGCUUCUUUCCUGCAGCCAAGGCCAGAUUCGAGACGAUCCCUGAGGGGUUCUUGGAUUAUCGUGUGCUCGACAUCAGCCACGACCCGGCAGAUCAGGGGUUUGGGGGAGAGCAAUACGACCUCAUUGUUGCAAGUAAUGUUCUCCACGCCACGCCAGACUUGACCAAGACAUUACAGCAUGUCAGGACGCUGUUGAAACCAGAGGGAAGACUGCUGAUGCACGAACUUUGCUGCGACACAAAAUGGAUCAACUUCAUAAUGGGGUAUCUGUCCGGCUGGUGGCUCGGAGAGUCUGACAGCCGCAUCGAUGAGCCUUACAUCUCGCCGGACCGAUGGGAAGAGCGACUUGCUCUUGCGGGCUUCGAGAAGCCUGAUGUCUUCUACGAUGCCGAGCAGCAGCACAGACUGAACGCAACUAUCGUCGCUCGCCCUGCGCAUUCCACUUCCAAGAUGCCUUCUCUGUCGGGAGAGAUCACGAUUCUGUGUGAAGAGGAGUCGCAUCCAGUCGUCGUGGACCUGCGCAACCACCUGCAGAAACAAGGGCACUCCGUCACUUGCACCACGCUCUCUGCCGGAAACAUCCAGCCAUGUGCCCCGGUUGUCUCGGCGGUCGACCUCUGCCGUGGAGACGGCUACUUCCACGACAUGACACAGGGCAAGCUGGACGACUUCAAGCGCCUGCUGCAGAAACUUCAGUCGAACAACCUUGGGCUACUCUGGCUCACCCGGCCCUGUCAGGUUGACCCGCAGAAUCCAACUUUUGCACCAGUGCUCGGUGUGGCUAGGACAUGCCGCAUCGAGAUGGGCUUCCCGUUCAGCACGUUGGAGGUGGACGGGGACGGGACAGAUGCUCUAACCGCUGUGUCUCGCGUGUUGCAAAAGACACUUCUCCGGCAUGGUUCGUCGAAAUUAACACACGACGAGGACGCAGAAUUCUCCUACUCCUCAGGACGCAUCUUUGUUCCUCGUUGCAAGUGGUUGCCCAUCUCCCGUGCUCUGCAAGAUACAACUUCACCAUCACCAUCUAAGAUGCUGCACAUCUCUAGGACCGGGGCAUUGCAAAGCCUCUGCUGGAUACCCCGCCGUCUCUCGGACCAGAUCCCCUCGGACCAAGUGCAGAUCAAGGUCCACGCCGCAGGCCUCAACUUCAAGGACGUAGUCACAGCGAUGGGACUCAUCGAUCCUUCAUCCCCCAAAGGUCUCGGCUGCGAAGCCAGCGGUGUUGUGACCGCGACAGGGUCCCUCGUCACCAACCUCCGCAUCGGCGACAGGGUCAUGGUCUUCGCACCCCAGGCCGCGUGCUUCUCUACCGACAUUCAAGCCCCAGCACAGCUGUGCGUCCGCAUCCCCGAUGAACUCGGCUUCGCCGACGCAGCGACCAUGCCGUGUGUUUUCGUCACUGUCUUGCGGGCACUCUUGGACAAGGCUGGUCUCCAGGCCGGCCAGACUCUUCUUGUACAUAGUGCGGCCGGCGGCGUCGGCAUUGCGGCCAUGCAAGUGGCUCGAUGGAUCGGCGCGACCGUCUACGCCACCGUUGGAAGCGAGGAAAAGGUCGACUUCAUUUCGAAGACGUGGAACAUUCCUCGAGAACACAUCUUUUCCUCACGCGACUCUCGCUUUGUUGAGGGUAUCAAAACAGCGACUGGCGGUCGUGGAGUCGACGUCGUCUUGAACUCCUUGGCCGGCGAACUGCUUCACGCAUCGUGGGAAUGUGUUGCCCCGCAUGGCACCUUUAUCGAGCUCGGGAAGAGGGAUACGCUCGCCGGCGGAAGACUCGCAAUGGAAGCUUUUGAUGGAAACCGCUCCUUCAUCGGUGUCGAGAUGGCAAAUUUGGCAGCACAGGACCCCGGCAUCAUUGCCCGCCUGCUUCAGCGGUGCAUCCAACUUUACAAGCAAGGCCAUAUCACACCUGUGCGGCCCUCCAGAAUGUUCUCGUGCCGAGAGGCUGAAGAUGCAUUCAGACACAUCUACAAGGGCACCCAUGUUGGCAAGGUUGUCAUCGACAUGCAAAAAGCGGCAGUAGAAACUCUUGAUGUUGUCCCUCGCCAGCUCCCUGCUCCGGCGUUUUGCAACGAGGCAACGUACCUACUCGUAGGUGGCAUGGGGGGUCUCGGUGCGUCCAUCGCACGAUGGAUGGCUUGCCAUGGUGCCCGAAGCUUCAUCUUUCUCUCAAGAUCAGCGGGAAACAGCGCCGUCGAUCAAGACCUUCUAGCAGAGCUGCGGGGCCGAGGGUGUGAGGUCGAGGCCGUUUCCUGCGACAUCACGAACGAGACAGAGCUUCAUGCCGCUGCUUCCAGACUACCCUUGUGGAAGCGAAUCAGAGGGGUGAUGAACUUGGCAAUGGUUCUCUCAGAUGCAGCACUACCCAACCUCACGCUGUCACAGUGGGAAACGGCAACUUCUCCAAAGAUCCGCGGGACGUGGAACCUCCACCGUGUUCUGCCGUCAGACUUGGACUUCUUCGUUCUCUUCGGCAGCACGUCGGGUAUUCACGGAUAUCCAGGCCAAGCGAACUAUGCUGCAGCCAACACAUUCCUCGAUGCCUUUGUACAGUACCGCCGCAGACACGGUCUCCCGUGCUCGGUUCUGGAUCUCGGCGGUGUUGAGGAUGUGGGCUACGUCAGCCGCACACGUGAGGUCGAAGACGCUAUGAAGAAGGCAGGAUCAAAGCUGCUGUCUGAAAGUAACAUGCUCCGGGGACUUCAGCUUGCGAUGGCUCAAUCUCUGAGUGGUGAUGCGGGCCUAGAGUCUGCCAUUGCGGGGCUGGGGUUCGGUGGCCAAGUGCUGAUCGGCCUUGAGUGUUCUAUUCCCUUGGAUGAUGUCAAUAAUCGAGUUGUGUGGAAGCAAGACCCUCGCAUGGUCCUCUACCCUGAAGAUUCGGACACCCCAACCCGGGACGGAAAGCAGUCUGGAGCGUCCGGGCUGUCGGAGUUCCUCGCCCGGCUACAGAGCAAACCCGAGGAGGUUGACACACCAUCCUCCAUCGCGUACCUUGCGCAGGAGAUUGCGCUUAGGGUUUGCGGCUUCCUCAUGAAGGAAGUCGACGAGACUGGGGUCGAUACGUCUGUGUCUCCGUCUGCCCUCGGGGUUGACUCUUUGAUGACCAUCGAGAUCCGCAACUGGUGGAAACACAGUCUCGGGGGCGAUAUCAGUGUGUUGCAGUUGACGAGCGCACAAAGCUUUGAUCAACUUGGCCAUCUCGCCGCCAAGCAGCUGAAGAAAAAGAUGGAUUUAGCUGCUAACAUAUAA